AUGCCCGUCACGGACGUCACAGCCGAGACCGUCGCCACCACGUUCGUCGACACCUGGGUGGAACGCUUCGGAUGUCUCAGUCACGUGACAACUGACCGCUGCCGCCAGUUUGACUGCGCAUUGUUCACUCACGUCACCAGACUGUGUGGCACCCGGUUACACAGGACAACCAGCUACCAUCCGGCGUUGAAUGGCAUGGUCGAUCAGUUCCACAAGACUCUCAAAGCCGCUCUAACCUGCCACGACACCUCAUGGCCAGAGGCGCUCCCACUGGUGCUGCUCGCCCUGCAAGUCACGCCAAAGGAGGAGAUCGGCGCGUCACCUGCCGACCUCGUUUACGGGCAAUCUCUGACAAUCCCGGGCGAUUUUGUCGAAGAUGUAAGGCUCCCACGCGACGCCGUGGCACCCACUCUGGCGGAACGUCUGCGCAGUCACAUGGCCGGCCUCCGAGCGCACGCACCGACGCAGCACGGCACCGGGAAGAUAUUCGUCCACACCGACCUGCAGCGCUGCAUGCAUGUCAUGUUGCGUACCGACGCAGUACGGCCACCUCUCCGACCGCCCUACAGUGGACCGCACCGCGUGAUCGCCAGAGGAGACAAAACGCCGGUCCUCGAGUGCAACGGAAAGCCGUUGACAGUGUCAGUCGACUGCGUCAAACCAGCCCACGUCUUGCCCGCUCCAUCAGCCACGCAUUUCUUCGACCCGGCAGAAGAUCUGAUCACGGACGACACUCCCUGUGCCAGCGGUCAGACGGAACCCGCACCCGGAGCCGCCGGUAACGCACAGCUGCAGCCUGCUGUCAUCGCGCCGCCACGUGCGCCUCCCACCACCACGCCUAGGCAGCUGGUACGGCCGCCCGGACCGCGCCCACCACAGGUGCACCGGUCGCCCCCACCACAGCCUCCAGCGGACUACGUCACACGCGUCGGCCGCCGCGUCAGAUUGAAACAGCCGUGCUGCGUCGCCAACAUGCCACGACACCCAAACUGGCAAUCACGAGCCAUCAGAAUUCGGCGCCCAUGA
Molecule: messenger RNA, 1026 nt
Organism: Schistocerca piceifrons (Central American locust)
Lineage: Eukaryota; Metazoa; Arthropoda; Insecta; Orthoptera; Acrididae
Exons: 1
Coding region: 1-1026 (341 amino acids)
Biological process (GO): DNA integration
Molecular function (GO): nucleic acid binding
Source: RefSeq, a predicted model, not a curated record